AUGUACGGAUACGGAUAUACACCAGCAGUUGUAGCACCAACAGUCAUGUCAUUCUCAUUUGUCCCACCUCAAGCAUUCCAACAAUGUUGGUUUUACUCAUUAUACACUCAAAUUCAACAAGCUCAAUUAUAUGAAAUGCAAUCUUGGUUUAUGAGAGUUGAUGCAAAUCGUAGCGGAACAAUUAGCAGUGGUGAAUUACAAUAUUUAAAUAUUGGUGGCACUCCUCUUGGUAUUGAAACAGCUACUAAAUUAAUUAAAGUUUUUGAUCAUAAUAAAAAUGGUCAAAUUGAUUUCUAUGAAUAUGCAGCACUUCAUCAAUUUAUCAAUAACCUUUACAGAUGUUUUGUUGCCAAUGAUCGUAAUUUCAGUGGUACCAUUGAUGCAAAUGAAAUUUAUAAUGCACUCAUUACAAGUGGAUUCCAAUUACCAUUCCCAACUGUUAACUACCUUUUCUUAAAGUUAUCCCCAAGUGGUUAUGGCCUUUUAUUCACUCAAUUCUUAAAUUUAUGUGCAACCGUCGCUUUAACUCGUUCAUUAUUUGAAUGGAAUGAUCCAAUGAGAACUGGUGUAGUCCAUUUAAAUUUAGCUCAACUUUAUGAUAUCAUUGCUUUAGUUUAA
Molecule: messenger RNA, 618 nt
Organism: Dictyostelium discoideum AX4
Lineage: Eukaryota; Evosea; Eumycetozoa; Dictyosteliales; Dictyosteliaceae
Gene: pefB
Product: penta EF hand calcium binding protein
Exons: 2
Coding region: 1-618 (205 amino acids)
Cellular component (GO): cytoplasm; membrane
Molecular function (GO): calcium ion binding
Source: RefSeq, a predicted model, not a curated record